AGAACACUCAUCUGCGAAUUUCAUGUCAAACAAAUGCCAGCAGAAAAGGAGUUAUCAGCCAACCAAGUGCCUAUGAACUAUGGUUUCAUUUACGUCCAUUUUCAGCAUGAACCAAACCCCAGCGAUUCACUCAAGUUCUCCCUUUUUCUUCAAUUGGGUACAUCACACAACUCACCAAACUACACAAAAUCAUAGCAAGAAGCUAGGGCAUUCCUCUUCCCCUUUAUUGAAAAGCUGCAAGACUAUCCAUCUUCUUCCUCCGAAUUUCCCAUAAAUUCGCCUACAUCUUUCUGUGAUCAUCUCUUCUGUUUAGCCAGCUAGCUUCCAUGAAGAAUUUCAAGUAUCCUGCGCCAGACCAUCCAUCUUCAAGCUUCUUUCUCCCCCCAGAUCAUCCCAUUUCAGAUUUGGGACACUCUCAGAGAGAGCUGGAGAAGAAAAGAAUAAGGGAGGAGAUAAUUGCUCAAGAGGAUGCAAAAAGAAGGAUUCUUGAAGCAGAGGUCAGAAUGGAGCUAAGGAUGGAGAGGGAAGCUUCCAUGCUAAGGGGUGACCCCAAAGUUUCUUCUUCUGAGGAGUUUGUAAAGAGAUCUGCAGAACCCAGGGGGGCACUGCCUGAUGAGAGGUCACUGCAGGACAUUAUAGUUAAGCUUGUUGAUGAGAGGUUAGCCUUGUUAAUCUCUGGUAAUGUGAGGGCUGCAAAACAAGAUCUAAAUGUUCCAAAGUCUCCUGAAGAAGUGGACAGGCUCAUCUUAAAGCCAAAGACUGAUGAUGUAGAUGUGUCUGAAGGAUUAAAGCAGGAGGUUGCCAUUAAUAGUGAGCUCUUUGAUAAGAAGAAAAUCAAACAAGACUGGAGUUGUGACCUAUGUCAAAUUACGGCCACGAGUAAGGCGAGCUUAAAUGAUCACUUCCAAGGGAAGAAGCACAAGGCCAAAGAAGCACCAGGGAAGAACUUCAGCAUUGGCCUUUCCCUGAACAGCCCAAAGCUCGACAUGCCCAAAGAAAGCUCAAUGGUGGUAAUUACAGAUGAGAAAAGUGCAGCAUCGGGUCAAACCCAAGAAAAGACUGAGGUGAAGAAGAGGAAAAACUACAAGUUCUGGUGUGAGAAUUGCGGGACAGGAACUUUUUCAUCAAAAGUGAUGGAAGACCACAAGACGGGGAAGAAGCAUUUGUCUAAGGUGGAGAAGGACAGUGCAGGGAUUUGAAAAGCCGCAGCAAUAAUGCAGGAAGAUUGUUUAGCUUCAUUCUUGUUAGUUGUAUUUAGAGGCAUAACUAGGUUACAUUAACAAACAUUGAGGUUACUACUCUCAGUGGAGGGAGUAUUACUUAACUAACCAAUUAUUGUGCCUAAUUAUAAAGGUUAGUGAUAGUUGUUGUGUUAACAUGCUCUAAGAAAUAUACUUUGCAACAAACGGGUUUAUGUGUAGAAAAUUCUGAUCAUCAAUUGUGUUUUAACUACUACAUCAGAGUAGUAGUUAAAGAGCUUUCAGCUUUGAGUAUUCUUGAGUUUUAUUACAAGUAUUUGAAC
This is a messenger RNA of Cuscuta epithymum, 1522 nucleotides long. The record is from the annotation of a GenBank genome assembly. NCBI's taxonomy places the organism in Eukaryota, Viridiplantae, Streptophyta, Magnoliopsida, Solanales, Convolvulaceae.